AUGAGGGUGGCGACAGAUGCGGCACAGCGUCAGGCAAACAGGGACAGGGGCAACAGAGACGAGCGGCGCGGCGGAGAGGCAGGCGCGGGUGAGUGGGGCUCCGGCGCAGUGGCGCGGGUCGUCGAGGCUUGCGGACGGAGACCGGCGGCCACGUCGGCGCGGGGAAGGAGGCUCGGCUGCGGCACGGCUCGGGCCUACUCGCGGAGGGCGGAGCGUCGAGCUUCGGGUCGCCGGGGCAGGGGCAAGGCUCGGCGCGGCACGGUGGCGGAAGCCUCGCGGAUGGAAGUUGCAGAAGAUGGGCAGCGAUUUGGGGAAGAUGAUGAACAAUACUUGAUAUUUAUAUUUGUGAGAGAACUUGAGAGGCGGGCAAAAGAAGAAAAGGCUAAAAUUCAAGCUGAGGCAAAGGCAGCAGAAGAGGCUAGAAAAAAAGCUGCAGCUGAAGCCAAGAGGCAGAGGGAGCUGGAGAGGGAACUUGCUCGUCAAGCAUUGCAAAAGAUGGAAAAGACAGUUGAUAUCAAUGAGAACAGUCAGUUUAUGGAGGACUUGGAGAUGCUUCGGGUUCCUCAUGGUGAGGAAUUACCAAACUUCUUGGAGGAGGCAAAGAGCCCAGACUGUUCAGAAGACCAUCUGGGUAGUUUCAAACUCCAGAAUUGUAGCAAUCCUUUAGAACAGCUUGGCUUGUACAUGAAGGUUGAUGACGAAGAUGAGGAUGAGGAGAGUGAGCCGCCCAAAAGUCAUCCGAUUCUGCCACCACCAAAUGACGUAGAGGACGGGGAAAUUGAUUGAUGAGAGAAUCUUUUUUCCCAUAUUCUGACACUAGGAACUUAAAUCCUUUUAAGAGGGACUGGAAAGGAGUUCCUUUAGGAGGAAUGAGACAAGUGGGGAAAUCUCCUUCCUUCUUAGGUGACACCGCCUAAAUUGGAAGUGCCCAAUGGAUUGGGGGAACACACUGCUCCAGCCUUUCUCAAAGAGGGUUGGGAACUUCCUUCUUUUGCUUUGAACAUUUGGCUACUGAGGUUGGUGUUAUCUUAUCUGUGGAUGGUCAGCGACGCAAAAUGUGGAUUUGGAAGGGAGCGUGUACAUAUAGAUAUUUGGAGAUAUUGAUUCCGAUUCAUUGAAAUGGAGCAUAAGCGAAAGCAGUAGGCUUUUCUGAUGGACGCCGAGGAUAGACUGUUAUAAAGAAGGGCAAAAGAAAGACGGGAGGAUAAGUUAGAGAGAAGAGGCAGUCUUUCCUUGUAUAAAGGCUCCGGUUCUGUUUGCACGGCGUAAGUGGAAAGAUCAAAUUGUUUUCUUGCUCUGCCACACAGAAAAAAAAAAGAGAAAGAAAGGAAAAAGCAAAAACUCAUUCUUUUCCUUUGUUUGUGUAUGUUCCGAUCAUUCCUUCAUUCAAUCUGCUUUUUCAGAUGAACUAUAUAUGUCCAAGCAUGAUGCACUGAUUCUUUUCA
Eucalyptus grandis is the source of this 1445-nucleotide messenger RNA. Its product is annotated as transcription factor GTE8-like. The record is from RefSeq and is a predicted model, not a curated record. The transcript is spliced from 5 exons. Bases 1 to 786 code for a protein of 261 amino acids. NCBI's taxonomy places the organism in Eukaryota, Viridiplantae, Streptophyta, Magnoliopsida, Myrtales, Myrtaceae.